Durusdinium trenchii is the source of this 999-nucleotide messenger RNA. Lineage: Eukaryota; Dinophyceae; Suessiales; Symbiodiniaceae. The record is from the annotation of a GenBank genome assembly.
AAAGUGAAGCCAAAGCUGAAUCAAGCAGUUCAAUGGCAGAGGGGCAAUCCGUGGAUGAGUUCCCUCUUGGUCAGCAUGCUCAGAUUCGUGGGCUCUCAUCGAAGCCUGAACUGAAUGACCAGUACUGUGUGUCGAGGGGCGUCAACCCUGACAAUGUUGAGCGGCUUUUGGUUGUGACCAGCGCUGGUGCGCAGCUGUCGCUGAAGCCUUCCAACCUGCAAGCAACAGAGUUGUUGCCUGGGUCACAGGUGGUGGUGGUGGGACUGACUAGCUCUUCAGGCUCCAAGCUCAACGGCAAGAGCGGUGAAGUGCUGAGCUGGCACGGGGACCGCUGGAUUGUUGACAUGACAGAAUCGAAGGAACGAAAAUCGUUCAAGCCAGAAAAUGUGGUUAUUGUGCCAGAGCGUAUAACAAAAAAACGUAAAGUGGAGGAGCCGCCUCCGGAGGAGAAGAAGAUGAAGACUUCCGACCUCAGAGACAUAGAAUCUUCAGAUGAGACUGUGGUGGCACGCUGUCUCCUCCGCUUGCUUCGCGAGUUUGAGAUAGUCGCCCAGAAGUGUAUUUGCGUGCUGGCCACGAAGACAAGCAUGACAGUUAUGAAUGAGCUCGCGGCGCACCUGACCGACAAGCAGGCAGAUGGCCUCUUGCGACGCCCUUUAAGACCUGGCGAGAAGGUGAAGGGCAUUGAAGAGUUGGAUGCGCAAGAGCAAGCUGUUUUGCUCUGUGAGAAGAAAGUGCGAUCGUUGGCCAAUUCUGUGCGUAUCAACUACUGCGAUCUCUACGGCUUUUUGAAGUUUGGCUUCAAGGAAUUCGCGAUCAGUUUAAAUCGACCAAGGGUUUGUAAGCUCGACUAGGAUGCCAGCAUUCCGAGUUCCGAGUUUCUUCGAUUGUCGACACAAGUAGCGACUCGACUGCCUUUCUCCAACUUAAGCUCGAACAGUUUUAAGGUCUUGAUACCACGUGAUUAGGGGUAUCCAGCUGCCAGAGCAACAGUUAGCC